Messenger RNA from Lates calcarifer (barramundi perch), 2858 nucleotides. It is a transcript of the gene fam3c, whose product is annotated as FAM3 metabolism regulating signaling molecule C. The record is from RefSeq and is a predicted model, not a curated record. NCBI's taxonomy places the organism in Eukaryota, Metazoa, Chordata, Actinopteri, Centropomidae. Bases 153 to 836 code for a protein of 227 amino acids. The transcript has 10 exons.
GACCUCUUAACGUCGUUUGCCUCAUCCAACUAGCCUCGGCUGUCAUUACACGAGUCUGUCUUAUCACUCCGGGACACCGUGAGUCACUUCUGGACUUGCGGUUACCGUGGCAAUUGAACAGCUGUGGAAAAAGUGGCUGGAGGCUCGUGAAGAUGGUCAGGGCUGGCAGUAUUUUGAAGUUAGCAGCGUUCAUCUUUGCAUUCUUCCUCGCUGUCUUUCUGGCUUUUCAACUGCUAGAGAUCAACCUGGAUUUUAAACUAGGCAGCAUAAUGUCUAAAUCUUUGACAGCGAAUGAAGGCUCAACAAAGCCGGUGAGGCACAAGUGUGGGCUGUCCAAGUCGUGUCCGUUUGGACACUUUGCCUUCAAGAUGGCGAGCGGAGCGGCCAGUGUGGUGGGGCCCAGGAUCUGCCUGGAGGACAAACUACUAAUGAGCGGCGUGAAGAACAAUGUGGGGAGAGGAAUCAACAUCGCUCUGGUCAAUGGGAGAACAGGGGAUGUUAUCAAGACAGACUUUUUUGAUAUGUGGGCAGGAGAUGUGGCUCCUUUAAUUAAAUUCCUGAAAGAAGUUGAAGACGGGACAGUUGUGAUGAUGGCCUCGUUUGAUGAUCCCGCAACAAAGCUUAAUGAUGAAGCCAGGAAGCUAAUUGCUGAUAUGGGCAGCUCAGUUAUCACUAAUCUGGGCUUCCGGGAUAACUGGAUCUUUGUAGGAGGGAAAGGCAUUAAAACCAAGAGUCCAUUUGAGCAGCACAUAAAGAACAGCGCAGACACCAACAAAUUUGAGGGCUGGCCUGAGGUGUUGGAGAUGGAAGGCUGCAUACCCCAGCGGCAGGACUGACAUGAGCUGUCAGCCGCCCCGUUCCCCGUAUCACCCGCCCCCAUACCCCCUCGUCCUCCUGACAUUCCUGCCCACAUGAGACUUUUUAGGGCAUACAUUUCUUUGGGCUGAGAAUGGUUAAACAACUGUCACCCUCAAAACCUUUUGUUGAAAUUCGCCUGACAGAACAACACCCCUCCAGAAGAUAUUAGCAGGAGAGAGGAGGAGCCGCCAUGACACUUCAGUCAGACCUUCUUGCACUUCUGCUUCUGUUUGGAUACCGUCAUGUAGAUGCUUACUGGGGCUUGCAAUUGGAACUAGUAGGUAGAGAGCACUGACUAGAAGGGACUUACUUUGAAUUGAUAUUGGCACACGAUCACACUUAGCUUGAUAAAAGUCUUGCGUUAUUGCACUGCUGUUGCUGGAAAUAGAUGUCAUAACCCAGGAUUAUUGGGGGGCUAAAUUCCCAUUGCCUCUACCCUGCUUUAAUCUCUGUAUCCUAUUAUUCUGUUAUUUGUUGUUUUUUUUUUUUUUUUAAUGUUUUUGUUCUAUCAUAACAUGAUUUUUUCUUUGUGUUACUUUCAGAAUUGUGUUUAUUUUUGAACAAAUCAUUAUUAACAAGGUUCAAGGACACCUCUGUUCACGAUAUUAUAACCAAAUGCACCAAAUUCACUGUGAAAUUUGUAAAUAUUCGUUUAGAGGAGGGUCCAGAUUUGAAAAGACCCUAAUUUAAUGAACAUUGUAAUAAUAAUAAUAAUAUAAUUUCUUAAAAUAAAUGAUAUUGUUAGUAAUAUGUGUGUGUGUGGAUUAGAAGUAUUUUGUUACAUCCUCAUGUGGUAAGUAGUUUUUUUUUUUUGUAGUUUUGUGUGCUCAUAUGCAGCAGACCUUGAUACUCGGAACAGUCAACAGCUGUCGCAGUAUCAGUAUAAACAUUCAGUAUCAGUUAACCUGCUAAUCAUUACCAAGUCGGUCUCGCCAUUUUACAACUGCUUUCAAAGACAUUAGAGGCUGUUAGUGUCUGAUUUAAGUCGUGUGGGUUGAAAGAAAACAGUUUUUAUACCCACACUAGGUUUUUGUUCAAGACACUUAUUUGAACCACCUGUGACUUUCUGUCUGGUUUUCAGUUUACAGUUUCUACGGAAGUUCUUUAAAUGCAGCAACUGCUUUUAAGAGGCAAUUCUUCCAAGGGAUGAAGAACUGUAAAGAGAACGCAGGCUGUAUUUUUCCAAUUUUUAAAAGGUUGCCAGUACCAGGCUCGUACAGCGGAGACAUGCCGCUAAUUGGCAAUCAGCCUAAUAUGACACAUCUGUGCAGCUGUGUUUGUAAUUGUGAUUCGGAUACUACAAUGUUAAGCUCCUUUCUCUUGUUGUUUCCCAUAACUUAUUCCACCACUUGUAUGUCACACCAGUGCUAUUAUGACUGAUUUUAAUGCAGUGAAUAUAUACAGAUUGUGAGCAAGAUGUUGUUUUACCCACACAGCGCAUACACCACACAUUUCAACUUAAAAAGAUGGAUGUGUCGAGUGCCUCUGUGACAUGCUGUCAUUGUGUUUGUCCCUUGUAUUUCUACGCUCUUUUCAAAGGUAAAAAAAAAAUGAUAUUCCUAUAUUUUUUUUUUAAAUGACUUUGUAACAUCUGUUUGGAUGAAAAACAGCCUCUUGGCUAACAGAUACAGCUGUGUAUAUUAUUGUACUCAGUCACUGUUAUAUAAAACGAUGAAUAGAAAAAAAUAAAUAAAAGUGUGAUUGUUGUACGCAUCUCUUAUUCAGUUAGUGAGGGACAGUUGAAAUGGCCUUGUGGUUACUGUGAAGAAACAAGCAGCCAUCAAUACAGGAACAAAAAUGUAGAAAGUGCAGGAUAUUGAUGUGCUGCACUACUUCCCCUUUUUCUUAUUUUGAGGUGAAGAGUGAAUAUAGCAUUUGUUUUCUUUUUUUUCAUCCUAGCCAACACUGAGCACUGCCUCUUUGGAUCUUAACACUUUCACAUUUGAUUGUGUAAUUUUUUUGGGAUGUAUUCAUGAUGAAUAAAGCUGAUACCAUGACUA